This is a messenger RNA of Beauveria bassiana ARSEF 2860, 3732 nucleotides long. Its product is annotated as cellular morphogenesis protein. Lineage: Eukaryota; Fungi; Ascomycota; Sordariomycetes; Hypocreales; Cordycipitaceae. Gene Ontology annotation, cellular component: plasma membrane of growing cell tip. The transcript has a single exon. The record is from RefSeq and is a predicted model, not a curated record. The coding region runs from base 1 to 3732 and encodes 1243 amino acids. Gene Ontology annotation, biological process: positive regulation of establishment of bipolar cell polarity regulating cell shape.
AUGCGGGUGUCGAUUGGCUACCGGCGCCGCUCUGCGCGUCUUGGUCAGCGACAUGGCACCGCUCUCACUUUUCUCACAGCUCUUCUGCCCAUGAUGGCAAACGCAGCCAGUGUCGAACCAGCGCCCCCAGCGAAUCUCGACUUUUCCGACCUCGGCCAAAUUGGUAUUGCUGGUGAUUUUGGCGGCAUUUCUCUUUACCAGUUUGUUGGACAAGGUGGCCAGACUCGCAGUGCCAAUGGAAGCGAAGCCCUUCUCUCGGAGCUGCCAAACGGUGCUCUGUUACCAGCCGUUCAGACGGAUGCCGUCAUUCGAGCCAUGUGUCUUUACAAUGGCACCUCUAGCAAAUCAAACGGCCUCAUCAUCGGAGGCAACUUUACUUCUCUUGGUGGCAGCAAGUCCAAAGCAAUCGGAAUUUACGACAUUGAUGGCAGCAAGGUCACCACCCUUGAUGGUCUCGAGGGCGAGGUCAACGCCAUUCUCUGCGACGAUGCUAGCGACACCGUCUAUAUUGGUGGUAACUUCAGGAGUGGCAAUUCAACAAACGCCAUUUCCUGGAAUGGCAAGGAUGGCUUCAAAAAUCUGCCCUUUGUUGGGUUUAAUGGGCCCGUCAAAGCCAUAACCAAAAUGGAUAAUGGCCACAUACUUUUCGGAGGCACGUUCACUGGACUUGGAAACUAUAACAGCACAGCUGGUAACUGGCGCAACACUCAAACUAUCAACCUGGAAACUGCGAAAAUCAAUGCCCAGGGAAGCUCCUCCAAAGAUGGCUUCAGCGACCCGGCUAACGUUGCCUGCUCCAGUGGCUCUGUUGCUCAAGGCAGCACCUGGCUCCUUGAAGACGAUACCCCUGGCUACUGGGAGGCUCAGUCUGGCUUCGGCUUUGAGCCCACCAAGAUCCGCAUUUGGAACACACACCUUGAAGACCACGGAACCAAGUCAUUCAAUAUCCAGACUUUUCCUAAUGGCCUCACUAACAUCAUGAACAUGACCUACAUCGAUGCCGAUACAGGCAGAAAUGCCACUUGUGACCGCGUUUGCCCUCUCAGCAACGACCCUAAGGUCCAGUUUCAGGAUUUUUAUUUUGUCAACGUUGUAGGAAUGAACAAGCUCCGCAUCGACAUACUGGAGUGGUGGGGCAACGCUGCUGGCCUUGCAGGCGUCCAGAUCUUUGCGGACAACGUCUUCUCCUACGCCAUCAACGACUUCAACGAACCCAAAUGCCGUACUCGAUCAGGCACUGUCUCGUCCGCCUCAAUUACGGGGCCCUGGGAGAGGUCACCAUCUCUACAAAGCAAUGCCGAGUAUCUCACCGCCAGCAUCCAUGUGGACGAUGGUCGUACAGGCUCAAACGCAUCCGUCACCUUCUACCCCAACAUUCCGCAGUCUGGCAAUUACUCCGUCAAUCUCUACACACCUGGCUGCGUGGCUGAUGGCACAUGUGCUAACCGCGGCCGAGUUUACGUUUCUGGAUCCAUGUCUAGUGGCACCACUCAGCCCGAAUUCGAGACAGAGCUGUUUCAGACAAAUAACUUUGACAAAUACGACCAAAUCUACUUUGGCUUCGUGGAAAAAACCUCUGACAAAUUCCAGUCCAGCGUCACUCUUAGCCCCACCGCUGACCAGACGGUCGAGGACCUCGUCAUUGUCGCUCAACAGGUUGGAUUCACCCUCAUCAACUCUGUCGGUGGCCUGAACGGCCUUUUCGACUUUGAUCCUAAUGGCCCUCUUCCCGACGAGAGGAGUCUCGAUAGCUCCGCAAUCAACAAGCUUGGGUACAGCUUCGAUAAGUCAUCGGGUGUCAAAGCUCUUAUUACUUCAUCCGAUACCACCUAUGUUGCGGGCAACUUUAGCUCGAAAAACCACAGGAACAUUGUGGCCAUAUCCAGCAAAGGUGGAGAAGCCAAGAAUCUAGAUGGGGGCCUGAAUGGGCAGGUUCUGGACAUGCAGGCCGAGGACAAGAAACUUUAUGUUGGCGGAUCCUUUUCCAAUACUCUCUCCAACGAUACCAAAGGACUGAACAAUGUCGCAGUCUACGACCCCGAUAGCGACGCCUGGUCUCCUCUCGGCGCCGGUCUCGAUGGCUCUGUCGACUAUGUUGUAUCUCUACGCGUCAACACCACCGAGGGCAAGCCAGAAACAGUUAUCGCGUUUACUGGUUCGUUUACCAACUCAAACGGCUAUGACAACUUUCCGUCAGCCCGAGUCGAUGGCUUUGCCAUUUGGGUGCCCUCGCAAAGUAUUUGGUUGCACGACUCAAAACAUAAUGUUCCAAGCUACAGUGGCGUAUUGACUGCUUCCCACUUGGACCUUCACGGUAGCAAUUCUAUUCUUGCCGGUUCCAUUGACGUCUCUACGCUUGCAGUCGAUGGCGUUGCCAGCCUUUCAGCCGCAGGUCUUGGAAGAUUCCCCGCCAAGAUUGACGCAAAGACACCGAAGCCGAGCAAGCGACGACGAAGUAUUCUACAAGGAGGCGAUCUGGCCGGCGUUGCCACUGGAACCUUUUAUGAGAAUGCUGAUGAGAGCCUUACUAUCAUGGCAGGCCACUUUACUGCACAAGCAUCCAGCAACGAUUCAGUCAUUCACAACUUGGUCUUUAUCGAUGCUAAGAAAGGCAAUGCCACUAGUGGUCUUUCUGAAGGCAUUGAUCCUGAUUCGUCGUUCUUUGCGACGGAUAUUUGGAACAAUAUUCUUUUUGCUGGGGGUCAAGUUUCCGGAAACGUCAGUGGAAUGGAAGCUCAUGGUAUCAUUGGAUGGGAUCUCGAUGCUAAAAAAUUCUCUCACCAACCUGCUGGUCUUACGGGCGGCGACGGUGUUGUCACUUCCAUCGCCGUUCGCCCUGGCGGUGGCGAUCAAGUCUUUGUUGGCGGCUCCUUCGAGAAAGCCGGCGCCCUGGAUUGCCCUGGCCUCUGUACCUUCAAUAUUGACGAUGACCAGUGGACUCGGCCUGGCACCGUCGUCACUGGCCGGGUUACUGGGCUGCAAUGGGUAAAAACUGAUUCAGUCCUCGUCGCUGGUGACUUGGUCGCCAGCUCAAGCGGUUCUAAGCCUUUGGCCUACUAUAACCCAGUGAAGCAAACGUGGACCGACUUUCCUAACCUUGGUGAUAUUCCCGGUCCUGUCGAAGUUCUGGCACCCGCAAGCAUGGAUCUCAAGCAAUUCUGGAUUGGUGGCAAAUCUCUCAAAGACAAGUCAACCUUCCUGAUGAAGUGGGAUGGAAGCAGAUGGCGCUCUGUUGAGAAAAAGCUCCCCGACAGCACUGUUCUUCGCAGCCUUCAGGUGUUCCGUCUUACCCAACAGCACGAUCGCGCCUCUCUACUCGAAUCGGAUCAAGCAUUGAUGAUUACUGGCGCCAUUGACCUGCCUAACACUGGCUCCGUCUCAGCUUGCUUGUUCAACGGCUCACAUUACCAGCCCUACGCCCUGACCACAAGUAACAACCAAGGCACCAGCAGCAUUGGCAGAAUUUUCUCGCAGAGACCCAAUAAGAUUGGCCACAGUAAACGCAUGCCGCUGGUCUUUGUCGUUCUUAUCGGAUUGGCCAUCUCGCUUGCACUCAUUUUGCUCAUGGUUGUUGGCGGCGUCGUUUUAGACCGUCUUCGAAAGAGGCGUGAAGGCUACGUCCGCGCGCCAACCUCGAUGCGUGACCGCGGGAGCGGCAUCCAGCGAGUUCCACCCAGAGAACUACUUGAGUCUCUAGGCAGAGUGCGUCCUGGUGGCCCGCCCGCUGUUUAG